This is a messenger RNA of Diceros bicornis minor, 548 nucleotides long. It is a transcript of the gene CUNH19orf25, whose product is annotated as chromosome unknown C19orf25 homolog. Bases 42 to 398 code for a protein of 118 amino acids. Lineage: Eukaryota; Metazoa; Chordata; Mammalia; Perissodactyla; Rhinocerotidae. The transcript has 3 exons. The record is from RefSeq and is a predicted model, not a curated record.
GCUGCGCCGCGGCGCCGGCGGCUGAGGGCGAGCGCCUGGGCAUGGGCUCCAAGGCCAAGAAACGCGUGGUGCUGCCCACCCGGCCGGCGCCCCCCACGGUGGAGCAGAUGCUGGAGGACGUGCGAGGGGCGUCCGCCCAGGACCCCGUCUUCACCGCCCUGGCCCCGGAAGACCCCCCAGGCCCCCCCGAGAGGGCCGUGGACGCAGAGGCCGGGCCGGAGCAGCUCUACCAGCAGAGCCGGGCCUACGUGGCCCUGAACCAGCGGCUGCAGUGGGCGGGCGCCGGGCUGAAGGAGAAGUGCGAGGACCUGCGGCGCUCAGGCGAGGAGCUGCAGGGGGCCGUCGGCCAGGUGACGCAUGUGGCGCCGCCCGGGGCCAUGGCUGCCUCCUCCGGCUGACCUGGCCCUCCGGCUCGCCGGAACCUUCUGUCCUCCCCAGGACGCCUGACCCGGCGCACCUCAGACGUGGCUCCUGGGUCCCAGGAGCAGAUACCAGGCUCUGUUCCGUGGCCUGGGCACGCCCUGGCACCCAGAGACCCCAGGGGACAG